This is a messenger RNA of Mucor mucedo, 816 nucleotides long. RefSeq lists its product as uncharacterized. The annotation marks the transcript as partial. Lineage: Eukaryota; Fungi; Mucoromycota; Mucoromycetes; Mucorales; Mucoraceae. The record is from RefSeq and is a predicted model, not a curated record. The transcript is spliced from 2 exons.
CUAGAAGAACAAGAAAAACAAGCAAAAAUACUUAACAGCUACAAUAAAUGGUGCAAAAUCAAGGAAGCAGCAAAUUACUGGAAACAAAGAGAUCAGGCGAACAACGGUGAAGCAAAUGAUGAUGAUGUCGUUUCAACUCCAAAACCCAGUCCAACAAGCUCCGAUACAUUGGAAACAACGGAGACUGUGGAAUCAGCACCCUUGGACGAAGCCAAAAAAAUGAUUUCCAAGGGUCUUCAAAUUAACGAUGGCCACAGAGACCAUUGUAACAGGAAAAGCAUAUACAAUUCUCUUAAAUUCAAGGGUACGGACCAUAAAUUCCUCGCUAAUAUUAUGAUGGUGCUCAUAUCAAUUGUUAACGGCCAGAAUUGUGGAACAUCGAGGAUAGAUACGGUGACUAAAGUUCUGACAUUAACAAGUAACAUCACUGAUCCCAUGGUCACACAAUUGCUCUCAUAUGUUAACUCGAUGGUUGAAACACUCCCAUUUGAUAACCAAACAGAAAAAAUCAAAGAGUUUGAGUUAUGCACCAGAUAUCUCCAGCCACUUUUUCCACCACUUUUUGACAGUGGUGAUGAUAAUAUUAUCUUCAAACGAACUAAUACUAAUGGAUUGGACGAUAACUUAAUAAAAAGUCGACCAGAUGGAUGCAUAAAAAUGUUUCAAAAAUCAAUCGUGUUUAUUGAGGUAAAACCAAUGGACAAGGCAAAGAAUCACAGAGAAAUCAAUGUUGAUUUGCAUCGUUUACGUAUAUUUUCAAAAGAGGCAACAACCCAAUACAAGUUGAAGCACACAUUUGUAGUAAUGGCGAUUGGU